This is a messenger RNA of Bicyclus anynana (squinting bush brown), 2833 nucleotides long. Its product is annotated as clavesin-2-like. Gene Ontology annotation, cellular component: membrane. Lineage: Eukaryota; Metazoa; Arthropoda; Insecta; Lepidoptera; Nymphalidae. The transcript has 9 exons. The record is from RefSeq and is a predicted model, not a curated record. Gene Ontology annotation, molecular function: phosphatidylinositol bisphosphate binding. Bases 622 to 1542 code for a protein of 306 amino acids.
CUGUUUAGUUGUUUGUCAAAUACAGUGCACGUACAGUUUGGUUACCUAACGUCCUUUAAUUUUUAUCGUAGUCUCAUCCAAGUUUUGCUUUAAGUACAUAUCAUAUUAGAUAUUAGAUUAUCGUGUGUAGCGGGUGAUAUAUGCAAACGUUAUUCAAACUGUUUUAUCGACACCGACAGAAGUCAGUUUUAAAUACUAAUCAUGUGUUUCAAAAUCAUAUUGUGUUGAUGUCACUGAUACACAGAUUGCAAUGAUUUAGUGGUAACGUUAUAGACGGAGAAGCGACAGCCAGAUAAUCGACAUUUUUUAAAAGCUGACAGUUUGUCAAGAAAGCCAAGGGUCUGGCGAAUGGGAAUGUAAUUUCUCAUAUUUACGAGGAAAAUGUGUCGCGAAGCUGAAGUGGCAAUGGGCGGGGCACAUAGUACGAAGAGUCGAUGGCCGUUGGAGUCCCAAGGUGCUGGAAUGGCGACCCCGCAUUAGAAAGCGCAGUUUUGGUCGACCACCUACCAGGUGGACUGACGACAUCAAGCGAGUCGCAGGAGUGUUUUAUGAUGGUGCAGUAAAUGCAAAUCAUUUAAAAGAAUGAUAUUGAUUUGAAUAUAAAAUCUGAAUAAACUGCGAAUGAUGCCGGUCCGACCUUUACCCCCAGCAUUGGCGGAGAAAGCCCGAAUAGAGUUAGGUGAAGAUCCUAAGAGACUUGAAGAAAAUAUUCGGCAUAUGAAGCAAUGGAUUUCGAUACAAUCUCAUUUGCGAGCUAGAACAGAUGACCAGUGGUUGGCGGCAUUUCUAAGAGGAUGUAAACAUAGACUUGAACAAACCAAAACUAAAAUGGAGCUUUACUAUUCAUUGAGAAGUAGGGCACCAUACUUAUACAGCAUUAAACAUUUUGAACCUAAGUUUAUGGAAGUUAUUAAUUUAGGAACUGCAUUAAUUUUACCAAAAACGCAAAAUCCGGCAGAUCCUAGAGUAAUUUUGUUAAGAAUCGGUCAAUACGACACUAAGGAUUAUAGUGCCAUAGAUAUUAUGGCUGUAUUGGGUCUUAUGGAACAGAUAUGCUUCAUGGAAGACGAUAAUUUGGUAGUCUCUGGAACUGUUAAUGUGGUGGAUUUAGGUGGUACAAGAUGGAGUCAUUUUACGCAAACAUCGAUCAGACAGUUGAAAUAUUUAAUUCAAGCAAAUCAGGACGCCAUGCCUAUGAGAAUAAAAAGCGUACAUUUUCUAAAUACACCGAUGUUUUUUGAAACUUUUUUUAAUAUAUGCAAGAGAUUCCUCAAUGAAAAAACCAAGAACAGAUUAUGGAUGCACAAUAGAAAUAUCGACGCAUUGCAUGAACAUGUGCCUAAAGAAAUACUGCCGAAAGAAUAUGGUGGUAGCGGUGAUAGUAUCCCAGAAAUUAUAGCUUAUUGGAAAAAGAAGGUGCGGAGCUAUAAUUCUUUUCUAGAAGAGGACUUGAAGUAUGGUACUGAUGAAUCUAAACGUCCUGAUAAAUCUGCAAAAAUUGAAGCUGUCAAUGAACCAUUCAGAAGAUUAGAGUUAGAUUAAGUCUUAAUUUUAUUAAUAGGUAGCUGUAUAGUUUUAAGGUUAGGGCAAAAAGAGGUUUCUACUAUAGAUGUUAUUAAUUACAAGUAGAUGUAUAGUGCCAUUAUUUAUAAGAGUGCCACAAACUUUUCUGGCCUGUGGCCAAAACUGGAACUAACGUCACGGCAGUCGCCAUUUUGCAAAACAACUGCAAGCGACAACAGCGACACCCACACUCAUCGGGCCAGAUAAGGAUGUGGCAACUGUGGCACUUUGUUAGACCAUUCUCAGUCGGAUUUUUGCGGCCGUUUGGUGCAACUUUGUUCUUGUAGUUUUGCAGUUUGCCGUUAGAUGGCUCUUAUCGCUUUUAAGUUUAUUUUAAACUGCGCUAAGGAGAUUCUCGCUCAAACAAUGGCUACUGCGAAAUUUUUUAUCAAAAUCAUACUUACCUGGCGUAGGGGACACCGUGAUCAAGAAGGCGGUUCCCCCAGAGCGAGGCCCUUCCAUUGCACUGCGGUUGGGUUGACCUCUGCGAUUAUCCCUAAUGUGGAUAACUCGGACGCGUAAUUUUUGGUAGUGGGGACUGCGUACGCGCCGUCCCCCCAGAAACUAGCUGACAGUUGAUAAGUUUAAAUGUUAAUAAUAUAAUAUGAUCAAGUUGUAAUUUUUUUUUCACCAAUUUUAAAUUAAAUUUUUCGUUAUUAAAUUGGAGUAUAUGGUAUGUCUAUUGUCUAUGUGGAUAUUGAAUAACAGUAUUGGGUGUUGGGUGUAAACUGUAAACUGUAAAGUAGUUGAAUUAAAGUUUAGUUCUUGUAGACUUGUAGUUGUAAGUACUUGUAUUGGAAAUUUGUGAACCUGUUUUAAUUUCUACGUGUCAAUUUCACUUAUAAAAUAAAUGAAAACUGUCCAAAUAAUUAAUUAACUUUAUUAUGUAAUUACCAAUUUAUAAAAUGGAAAGUCUUAGUUUAAGAAAAUUUUGAAAAAGGGCUAAACAACUCAGUUGUAUGCAUAUUUAUUUUAAUCUACCAAAUGUAAUACGUCAACGCGACGCUCAAGUAAAUACACUUUUAUCAUCACAAGCACAAUGUUUUUGUUGAAAGUCUUAGUUAACCACUUAAGAAUUGUUGUGUUUCCGUUGUCCACUUUGAUAAAUUUUAUCAUCUAUGAUUACACAUUAUUUAAUAUAAAUUAUCAGAUUAUUGUAAUAAUAUACUGUAAGGAAGUUUGAAAAUACCUAAAAUGUAUUGCAUUUUUCAUUACCGAUCUUAAUGACAUUUGAAAGUGAUAUCAUAAUUAAAAUGUACUUAAAAACAUU